Molecule: messenger RNA, 1299 nt
Organism: Orbilia oligospora ATCC 24927
Lineage: Eukaryota; Fungi; Ascomycota; Orbiliomycetes; Orbiliales; Orbiliaceae
Exons: 1
Coding region: 1-1299 (432 amino acids)
Source: RefSeq, a predicted model, not a curated record
AUGCCUAUUGUUCACAAAAAACCACUUGGCCCACGGGAGAAUGCUGAUUGGGAUCUGGAUCCUAUGACGCAUACGAUCGAGGAAGAGGACGAGAUGCUAGAUGGCUUAUCAUGGAUUGAUAAUGACACUGAUGUCGGGUCGAAAAGGGUAUCUUCAAACGAUACAAUAUCGGAACCUCCAACACUACACAGCGGGCGGAAUUCUGCAACUAGUAGCACUGCAGAAAUACCUCUUAUUUUGGAUCAUAGUUGCAUAGGACCAGAUGGAAUGCCCCGUGUAGACGAGCUACAUCUUUCCGAAUCCGUCCCGAUUUUACUAGACCUUCACGCCGCUAAGAAGGAACGGCCACCCCCGCCCCCCGACCCGUUUCUCUUGGAACUCCAGAAAAAAGAAAACGCUGGUUUACACGCCUUAUGCGAACAUCUCGCCGAUGUCCCGGAAGCACUUCUGGACCCAAUACAGUUCUUUGAAAAACGACUGUGGGCAUUGGUAGGAUGCCAGUGGUUGACUUUUGGGAAACAACUGCAGAGCCCUGCACAUGAUACAUUGUUACAUGCACGACCCGAAGAUGGAAGGAAGGUUUUGCACCUGCAUGGACCGGUUGCGGAUGGCUGGGUUCUUGCUGCGAAAUAUCCGAAUGCGACGUUUUACAGCGUAUCGUCGGAAGACGUUGAAUACCCCGAAGACUUGUACAGCAUGCCUUCAAAUCAUCAUCAUAUUUACACCCCCUCAGUAUCAUCACCCAUUCCGUUCCCAGACGACUAUUUUGAUGUCGUUGUUACAAGGACACUUUCGUCUGUUGUCAAAUCAUCACAAUUAGAAAGCGUAUUACGGGAAUCUUUACGAAUAUUACGGCCGGGAGGCUGGCUGGAGUUGCACACGAUAGAUCCGACAUUGACAAGGGCUGGAAAUAUCACCAAGCAUUGGAUCGAGUCCAGAGUGUUGGCACCUAUGGAGAACGACUUCUUCAGCUCUAAACCAUCAGACAGAAUCCUACACCUCAUGCAGGAUCUCGGUUACCAUAAAGUCAAGAAUGCAAGAAUUGCUUUGCCAACAUUCCCAAUAUCACGUCCAUUAUCACCAGGUGGAGGUGCUGGAGGCGAGUUGGAUGCACAAAAUGUGAUGGUUUACCUGGGCCGCCACUUUUACGAGGAGCUUUACGGGCAGUUCCUGCGAGCGGGGCACAUUGGUGCGGGCAGCCCAUCUUGGUGGUGGGAUAGUAUGGCGGUUAGGCAGGAAUGCCAACGAGAAAAUACCUGUUUUGGACUAACAAUUUCUUUUGGGAGAAAGACACGAUAG